Paramecium octaurelia is the source of this 228-nucleotide messenger RNA. NCBI's taxonomy places the organism in Eukaryota, Ciliophora, Oligohymenophorea, Peniculida, Parameciidae. The record is from the annotation of a GenBank genome assembly.
AUGGGGUGUUCUGUCACAAAAACUAAAAUAGUAUAGAAUCAAAAUAAAUCUACAACUGAUAAAUUUGAAUCAUAUUUGAUAACUUAAAGCCUGGUGCAAUCGCCGCCUGUAUCACGAAGCAAAUAAUAUUCGAUUGAAAAGAACCCUAUUAUAUAAAGAAGAAAACUUAAGUCGUAACAAAAGACAAGGACUCCGUCAGGGGUGGACAAGUACGAUUUUUCUGUUUGA